Molecule: messenger RNA, 1778 nt
Organism: Apis laboriosa (Himalayan honeybee)
Lineage: Eukaryota; Metazoa; Arthropoda; Insecta; Hymenoptera; Apidae
Product: facilitated trehalose transporter Tret1-like
Exons: 4
Coding region: 188-1570 (460 amino acids)
Biological process (GO): transmembrane transport
Cellular component (GO): membrane
Molecular function (GO): transmembrane transporter activity
Source: RefSeq, a predicted model, not a curated record
CUUCAUUUCUUGUGAGUAAAUAUUACCCGAUCAGUAAUUUUUGAACGAAAGAGAAACUGAAGAAAAAAAUGAUCGAAUCGUAACAAAUAUUUGCAGUGGUGGAACAAUUAUCUAGAAGAGAAAAAUUGUGACAUAAUCGUAUAUACAGGGAAAAUUUUUUUUCAGGAAAAUAGAAAAACAAUCAAAUAUGACUAAUGCCGAAUCGAAUAUAGAAGCUAACCAGGAAAAUAAUAGCAAGAUUCAUUUACAAUUAAUAUCAAGUUUUAUAGUUAGUCUAGCAUUAUUCUCCGCCGGAAUUUCCGCCGGUUGGCCAACGAUCGCUGUUCCAAAGUUGGAAAAUGAAAGCACAUCUUCCAAUUUUCAUAUAAGUCAAAAUGAUGGAAUUUUGAUAAUUAACGCGAUACCGGUAGGCGCCAUUGUUGGAUCAAUUUUAUCCGGUUUAUUACUGAACGUUAUCGGCAGAAAAUGGUUCCUCUACGCGACCAGCGUACCAUUCAUAAUCUGUUGGUUGCUCACCUGUUUCGCGAAUUCUUGGAUUGAAAUUUUAGCAGCGAGACUGAUAUCUGGUAUAUCGGUCGGUGCCUUGUAUUCCAUGGCCCCAUUGUAUAUAGGAGAAUUGGUAGAGCCAAGAAUCAGAGGAGCGAGUAACACUAUGUUAUCAUUCAUGUUUAAUCUUGGAUGCAUCUUCAUAUUCGGUCUUCAACCAGUUUUAAAGAGAGAGAUUCUGUCAUUUAUCAAUUUAAUACCGAUAGCCGUAUUUCUCUUAACUAUGCCAUGGUUACCAGAAUCGCCUUAUUAUUAUUACAAGAAAAACGACAAUAAAUCCGCAGCGCUAACUUUGGUAUGGCUAAGACGCAGGGAGGACAAUAAGGAAGAGUUAAAUAAGAUAAAAAAUAUGAUAGAAAUGGAAAAUGUAAACGGCUUCAAAAAAACACCAUACGGGAAAGCACUGACACUUCUAUUGCUGCUGAUGGCGGCUCAACAAUUGUCAGGAUUCGCAGCCAUUUUAUUCAACAGCGGCGAUUUGAUUAAAAAAUUCAAUGUACAAUUCGAACAGGAUUAUCUUCUUCUUAUAAUAAGCGCGAUGUUUUUAGUUGCCAACUUAUUAUCCGCGUUUACCGUCGACAAAAUCGGCAGAAAAUCUGUUUUCCUAAUAUCGAUGUACGGCACUGUUGUAUGCCUUCUCGUGAUUGGUGCCUAUUUCUUUGUCGAACAUAUAGGGAUAAAAGUCAGCAGUUAUUCCAUGAUCCCAUUGGUCUUUCUUGCGAUUUACUUUCUUACUUUCUCGUAUGGUUUAACCUCAAUCCCGUAUGUAGUCUCUUCGGAAAUUUUCCCGACAAACAUAAAAAAUUGGGCAACCAUGUUGUCCAACAUUUUUGGAUUCGUAUUGUUCAUAAUCGUGUAUAACGUUUAUCGGCUUCUGAGCGACAAAUAUGGAUACGUAAUAUUUCUUAUCUUUGGCGUUAUCGAAUUUAUAAUCGGUAUCAUCUUGAACAUAGCAUUACCGGAAACGUCGUGCAAAUCUUUUAACGAGAUUCAGGAAAUAUUGAAAGGACACAAGAAGAAAUAAAGGAAAGACAAUAAAUGAUUUGCAUUCUAUUUAUUCAAUUUUCAUCUAUGGUUCUCUUUAAAUCUCUGUUUCAAAUUGUUGAAUUGCCUAGAGAAGAACUUUCGAGAAGAUAAGUAUUUCGAAUGUAUUCGUGUAUGUGAAUUUGAUCAAAAACGAAUUUCAUGAAAUGUUAAUACAAAACAAAAAUAAAAAUGGAAGAUAGAAAAAA